UGAAAGAACGCGAGCUUCUAAUGAUACUUGUUCAUCAAAAUGGAGUCCGACAACACGGAAACCAAUGUACUUUACGCAAUUAUCAACAAUAUUCCACCAGAAUACCACUCUAAAGAUCUUAGGAAUUAUUUUUCACAGUUCACAGAGUCCAAAGGUUUCGAUUGUUUUCAUUUCCGAAACAGACCAGAAUCAGUGUCUUCUUUGGAUCCGAAAAAGUCGGAAUUAUUGCCACCGUCUGGAAAACGUUCGAAAUGUUGUGUUGUUAAAGUUCACAAGCACAAAUUCGGAGAGUUUUUAAAAAUGUAUAAUAAAAAACAUUGGAUAGGAAUAGAUGGUGAAAUUAUGACGCAGAUCUGUUACAUCUUUAAAAUCAAAAUGCCUGCGAAUUCAGAAAAAAGCAAGAUGGUGACAAGAGGAGAAAGAAAACAGGUUCCAUCAGAUAGAGAAUUGUUUACAGAGCAAGAUCUCAAAGUGUUGCCCGAAAUGAACCCACCAGAUAUCAUGCCAAAUGGGAAUGUUGGCACUCCUACCUUGGUAUUUCUCGACUUUAUUAAACAGUGUAGACUACCACCUAAAGUAAUUUCAAAGUUAGGGCUGACAUUCCCUAAAACUCGAACUAAUAAACAGUAUGGCAGUGUGCCCUUUGACUAUGGAAAUGACGUCGUGGAAGGGAGUCAUGAAGCUGAAUGUGAGGUAUUGACUGCAUCUGGACACAAACUAGUGACAGAAAAUGUGAAUCAGAAGUCUGGGAUUUCUGAAUCUGACUCCGCGUCAAUAAAACCGAGAAAGAAAAGUAAGAAAUCAUGGAGAGAUGAUGAAGCCAGGCGAAGAAUGGAUUUAAAUAUUGAAGAAAAAAUGAUAGGAAAACAGGAUGGAAGUGAAGAGGAUAAUGAUUCGUGUGAAGAAUGGGAGAGACACGAAGCUCUCUAUGACGAUGUUUCCAACCAGGAGAGAAAUACAGAACGGUUGUUUGAGGAGGAAAUAGAGCUGAAAUGGGAAAAGGGAGGCAGUGGGCUGGUGUUUUACACCGACGCCCAGUACUGGCAAGCCCAGGAUGGAGAUUUUGAUGAGCAGACAGCAGAUGACUGGGACGUAGAUAUGAGUGCUUACUACGAGGAAGGUGCGGGCGACAAAGAUGCUAGGGACUUCCUCAAGCUUAGGCAGGAUAAGAGACGCAGGGACGGAAUUGAAGCCACAGAUAGAUUUACAGCUGGUAUUGCUAUCAAGAAAAAGAAUAAAGGUAAAAAUACAGAAGGGAAACCUGCUACAAUUGGCAAGUUUGAAGCACAUACAAAAGGAGUUGGUCGUCGUAUUUUGGAAACUCAGGGCUGGACUGACGGGGAAGGAUUAGGGUCAACAAUCAGGGGCCGGGCAGAGGCACUAGACAGUGAAGGCCAGAACCCUAGAGAUAGGAAGGGGCUAGGGUAUCAUGGUGAGAAAUUAAAUCGUAAUCCUGGGCGUGCUCAGCGGAAGGUUGUGAUCUCCACAAUAUUUGAUAAUCCCUUGGAGACUGAUCCCAAUGAACCUCUGAAACGAAGACAUGAGCCCUAUCAUCUGAAGUACAGGGACGAGGUGAAGUUCAGGAAGUCAGAGGAAAUUCUUAAUCAAACUGAUCUGUGAUAUCAAGGACUCUGGUUACCAAAUGAAUGGGAUGUUGAUGCAUAAUUUUUGUAUUAAAAAAAACAUCAAAAAAUGUGCACAGAGAUGUUAUGUCAAAAUAGAGUGAGAUUUUUCACAAUACAUGUAUUGCCUUGCCCUGGUUUUGCUACACUCUUAAAAUCUUUAUGAGCUAUGUUGGUUGUCUAUUGUUUGAAAUUCUAAGCAAGACAAUAAACAUUCCUUUAUCAAAUUAUAUGUCUUGCAUGAUGCAACUUGUAAACAAUAAAUUGUUAGUGCGAUAAUUGUAUCAUAUAUCUUCCAGAAAAUCGUGUUUUUUUAUCACAUACCAUUUAAGGGGAACACUAAGGCCGCCACUGUGCUUAUGUAAGUUUUAACAAGACAUUCAAAAUAUGACAUAUUAUUGUAGUGGUACAUUGUAUUUUCUUGGUGACAUUUAGUCUGGAUCAGCAAUACAGAUACUGUAACAACACAAAUUUGUAUUUAAAGGGGCCUUUUCACAGAUUUUGGCAUGUACUGAAGUUUGUUAUUAAAUGCUUUAUAUUAAUAAUGUAAACAUUGGAUCGUAAAAUCUGCAGCAAAAAAACAUGAAUAAAAUUUAAAAAAGAAAAAAAGUAACCCUAACCUGGACUGGAAUCACUGACCCCUGGAGUACAAAUGUAAAGACCACUUGGUCAUCUGUGCUCAUACAAGGAGUUAUGAAUUUAAUUCGAAGCAAUCCUUGUUGUAUCACAAAAUAUAACAACAACAACAGAACUCCAAAUUAUUUAAUUGUUUCGCGUUGCAAUGCUUUAUAAUUUUCAGGUUUUUAAAUCGUCAAAAGAUGCAUAUAAUGGAUAUAUAAUAGCAUGGUAAAUGUUCAGUAUAACUGUUACCUCACAAAUAUAACUACAACGAAAGUUUGCGAAUCUGAAACAUUUUUUCUCAUUUUGUCAAUUUACCAAAACGUGAAAAGGCCCCUUUAAAAUGAUUUCAACAAUAGUUUUCUUGGACUAUUUAACUCUAGCUAACAAGUCCACAUUUAACAUAUAUUGCACUUGCAAUAUUUUAGAACACUGACCGGAAAGAUUUAUAUGCAUGUGAUUGGCAUUUAUGGAAACAACUAAUCUGGCUUGUUAAGUACUGUAUGCAAUCGUUAAGACUUUUGGGUAAUUUUGUAACUUAGAUAUGUAUCACUAGUUUUGCAGGACUUAAGUACCAGAAAUAUGAAAAACAUAAGUACAGGAAGAAAUUGUACAUGUUUAAUUGCCAUUAGAACUGGACUAAAUAAUACAUUUAAGGUUUCUGUGGUGUAAUGUAAAUGGUGUUCGCCUAGCCACCGGAAGGUCUAGGGUUCGAUCCCCACUGUGGGAGCGUUCUUUAGAUCUCCCCCAAAGACAACAAGUACUGGUUCUAGGCCCAGGAAACGGACUUGAGAGUGUUUCAAUAAGCCUAAGGCUUUCGAUGCAAUCGAGCUUAAAUUAAUAGGUUUAAACUAAAUAAUACAGCAACUGGAAGAAAACAUGAUAUACAGAAGGCUAAAAUGAAUAUUGCAUACAGUCUUGAUUUAGAGGGUGUAAAUUUGAAAUAAAAUUGUAUAAUUCA
Messenger RNA from Dreissena polymorpha, 3201 nucleotides. Its product is annotated as G patch domain-containing protein 3-like. Bases 40 to 1620 code for a protein of 526 amino acids. Gene Ontology annotation, biological process: negative regulation of RIG-I signaling pathway; negative regulation of type I interferon production; positive regulation of DNA-templated transcription. Gene Ontology annotation, molecular function: nucleic acid binding. NCBI's taxonomy places the organism in Eukaryota, Metazoa, Mollusca, Bivalvia, Myida, Dreissenidae. The transcript has 6 exons. The record is from RefSeq and is a predicted model, not a curated record.